AUGUCUGGAUACCCCGAUUCUGACCGCAUGCAGCGUGAGAGGUCUCGUUCGCCCCGUCGUCGUUCUUCUCGCAGUCCUCGUCGUAGUCGUCGCUCGUACACCCCGCGCAGUCGCUCUCGCAGUCGUGACGAGUACCGUCGCAGUGAUCGCCGUUCGCGAUCUCCUUUGAGUGCAUCUGGUGCUGCUGGCUCGGGCUCUCCCUACGGUGGACGCAGUGGAUACGCGCCGAACAGACCAUUCGAGGAUCGCUCCGUCAACAAAGAAAAUAUGAUGCAAUCAGUGCGCGACUCAUCCCAGCAAGACCGCCGGGUCUAUGUGGGCAAUCUAUCGUACGAUGUCAAGUGGCAUCAUCUCAAAGACUUUAUGAGACAGGCUGGAGAAGUUCUCUUUGCCGAUGUAUUACUUCUUCCGAAUGGAAUGUCGAAGGGAUGCGGGAUUGUGGAGUACGCUACGAGGGACCAAGCACAAAAUGCGGUCAACAGUCUCAGUAACCAAAACCUCAUGGGUCGUCUCGUUUACGUUCGCGAAGUAUGGCUCCCAUCUCCUACAGAACAAAGCCGUUGUUAUCAAGGACCUUCGACUAAUUAUUUCCCUCUUUUCUCUUCGAACCAAAAGGACCGUGAAGCCGAGCCUCGAUUCGUUGGUGGACCUCCUCGCGGCGACUUUCAAGGCGGGGGUGGUGGCCGCGGUGGCUUCGGUGGAGGUUUCGGCGGCGCCCCAGGUGGCGGUGCUCCUGGUCGUCAGCUAUAUGUGUCCAACCUUCCUUUCAACGUGGGCUGGCAAGAUUUGAAGGAUCUUUUCCGCCAAGCGGCUCAGCAAGGAAAUGUUAUCCGCGCCGAUGUGCACACCGAUCCUACCGGUCGUCCUAAGGGAUCCGGUAUUGUUGCUUUUGAGCACCCCGACGAUGCUCGCAAUGCCAUUGCUCAGUUCAACGGAUAUGAGUGGCAAGGCAGACCCCUCGAAGUUCGCGAAGAUCGUUUUGCUGGCGGUAACGCUGGUUACGGUGGUGGUGGUGGCCGCGGCGGCUUCGGUGGUCCCGGUGGCCCCGGUGGUUUUGGCGGUCGUGGCGGUUUCGGUGGCCGUGGUGGCUUCGGUGGUGGUCGCGGUGGCUUUGGUGGUGGAUUUGGCGGCCGUGGUGGUGGCUUCGGUGGUGGUGGUCCUGGCUUCGGAGCUGGUGGAGCUGGUGGAGCUGGUGGUGGUUACGACCAUGUCCCUACCCCAUCGGGACCCCCCAACCCCUUCACUGACUAUGCCACUUCUGGCGGAGACAAGAGCGGCGUCAUUUACGUGCGCAACCUUCCCUGGUCUACCUGCAAUGAGGAUCUGAUUGACCUCUUCUCCACCAUCGGUAAGGUUGAGAAGGCUGAAAUCCAGUACGAGCCUAACGGCCGCUCCCGCGGUACUGGUGUCGUCGAGUUUGAUACUCCUGACACUGCUGAGACUUCCAUUGCUAAGUUCACCGGUUACCAAUAUGGUGGUCGCCCCUUGGGCAUCACCUUCGUCAAGUACCUGAACGCAGGAAACGCAGGAAUUGCAGGAAAUGCAGGAAACGCAGGAGACGCAGGGCACGCAGGGCCUGGCCCUGACAUGAUGGAGAGUGCAGAGCACCCAGAAGGCCUCACUCAAGACCAGAUCAUGUAA
Molecule: messenger RNA, 1641 nt
Organism: Penicillium angulare
Lineage: Eukaryota; Fungi; Ascomycota; Eurotiomycetes; Eurotiales; Aspergillaceae
Exons: 8
Coding region: 1-1641 (546 amino acids)
Cellular component (GO): nucleus; cytoplasm
Molecular function (GO): mRNA binding
Source: RefSeq, a predicted model, not a curated record